AAAGACCAAGGGCUGGGGAAGGGGCGUUGCCAAAAAUAAUACACUGUUGUUAAAAAAUGUGGAGUCACUGAAAAUUAUUUUAAUAUAGAAAGAAAAGCACCGUCUAUAGGUACAAGUACGACCAUUCCAAAAUUUGAGUUAGAAAUGUCAAUUUUAAGCUAUUUUCUGUGAAUAUAACAUUAAUAAUAAACAGAAAUGUAAUGCAUUCUAGACGAAUAAAAUCUGUGACGGAAUGGCUAUGAUUGCGCCUCUUUCCUUCAGGGGGCGACAUAUCGCAUGUGGUCCUCGUCAGUGUCAUGUUUUAGACGAGAAAAAGACAAGGCGCUCCAAAACAAUAAGUGAUUAAGGUUGACACUGCCAAGUUACGUUUCUUGUCUCACUUAUCCAAACUAAUACGUACGUGUACUGUAUGUUGACAUAAUGGAGAGCAAGAAAGCGACUUUGACUGUCCCUGCAUACGGACAUGUCAUCGCGAGCGAGAAGUGGAGAAACUCGUCGCUUAUUCAAAGCUUGAAAGGAGGAGGAGUGAAAAUCCUGUUCGAGAGCGAUCUUGGCGUGGCCGACUUCCUCCUCCCAAACAAGAACUGCAUUCUCUACCUUUCCGAAUGUGAUGUCAUCGCCGGUGCUGCCUACAAGAGGAAGCUGGUUCGGUACAGGAAUGCCUGCAGCAGCUUCCAGGAGCUGGUCGUAGUGGAGAAAACACGCCUGGUCGAGCAGUACUUCUGGGCCGUCCAGAAGUUUGUCGUGUUGGAGCUCGGCUUGACGCUGCUACCGGUCGGCGGGCAGACCGAGGCAUCACAACUUCUCCUUCAAAUGGUUCACACCGCCGGCAAGGAGAACCCAUUCAGAAGAAAAAGCUCAUCUGGACUCUUGGACCCGCUGGUCUUGGCGACAGUGCAGCAAGUUCCUGGGGUUGGCCAGGUCAAAGCUCUGGCCCUGCUGGAGCUCUUCUCCAGCAUUCAUCAGCUGUGCAACGCCACCGUCGCAGAGUUGGAGGUCGUUGUGGGCCAGACUGCUGCACAAAACAUCCACACGUUCUUCCACAAGUCCACUGCGGCAGGAAGAUGACAUGCGGCCACUCUGGAGAUGAUUCGGAACUUGUAAUUGGACAGAACUGGGAUGUUUUGGUCGCAAAACCUCUGAACAUGUGCCGUAUGGAUUUUAUGAAUGGAGCGGUUAAAUGGUUGGCACAUGUGCCUCACAGUUUGGGGUUUGAA
Messenger RNA from Hippocampus comes (tiger tail seahorse), 1217 nucleotides. RefSeq names its product FA core complex associated protein 24 (gene faap24). Gene Ontology annotation, biological process: interstrand cross-link repair. The transcript is spliced from 4 exons. Gene Ontology annotation, cellular component: Fanconi anaemia nuclear complex. The record is from RefSeq and is a predicted model, not a curated record. Bases 421 to 1068 code for a protein of 215 amino acids. NCBI's taxonomy places the organism in Eukaryota, Metazoa, Chordata, Actinopteri, Syngnathiformes, Syngnathidae. Gene Ontology annotation, molecular function: chromatin binding.